AGUUCGAAAUAUUCCUUUAACCAAUUACAGUGAUCUUUUUUUCUACUAUUUUAGUUUGGAUGGCAACAGACAUGCUUUCUUCUUUCUUUUUAUUUUAGCAGACGUAAAUUAUAAGUUGGCCAAGUGUCACGUUGACGCAAAUUUAAUUUAGAAAAAUGGCUGCUCAAACCAAUGGUGAUCAUGUAUCCCCAGAACAAAAACUCAGUUUAGUUACAAGAAAUUUACAAGAAACUUUAGGAGAAGACAAAUUAAAAGAAAUUCUGAAGGAACGUGAUUUGAAAGUCUAUUGGGGAACAGCAACUACUGGCAAGCCACAUGUUGCAUAUUUUGUGCCUAUGUCUAAAAUUGCUGAUUUUUUAAAAGCUGAUUGUGAGGUUACCAUAUUGUUUGCUGAUUUGCAUGCUUAUCUAGAUAACAUGAAAGCUCCCUGGGAGUUGCUUGAUCUCAGAGAAAAGUAUUAUGAAGCUGUGAUUAAAGCUAUGUUGGAAUCUAUAGGAGUACCCUUAGAUAAACUGAAAUUCAUUAAAGGCUCUGAUUAUCAACUCAGCAGAGAAUAUACUUUAGAUGUGUACAGAUUAUCAUCUUUAGUAACGGAGCAUGAUGCAAAGAAAGCUGGAGCUGAAGUUGUUAAACAAGUAGAUCAUCCUUUCCUAAGCAGUUUAAUGUAUCCAGGACUGCAAGCCUUAGAUGAAGAAUACCUGAAAGUAGAUGCCCAGUUUGGUGGUGUUGACCAAAGAAAGAUUUUCACUUUUGCUGAAAAGUAUUUACCUCAAUUGGGUUAUGCUAAAAGAAUUCACCUCAUGAAUCCAAUGGUGCCUGGACUUACUGGUGGUAAAAUGAGUUCCUCUUUAGAAGAUUCAAAAAUAGACUUAUUAGAUAAUCCCUCUACUGUUAAGAAGAAGCUCAAAAAGGCAUUUUGUGAACCUGGUAAUUUAGAAGAUAAUGGAGUUCUGGCAUUUGUAAAACAUGUGCUACUACCCCUCUUCAAAGAUGAAGAUUUUGUCAUUCAGAGAAAUGAAGAAAAUGGUGGAAACACAAAUUAUAAAAAUUAUGCCGAUAUAGAAGAAGACUUUAAAAAUAUGAAACUUCAUCCUGGAGACUUAAAGGCUUCAGUAGAAACUUAUUUAAAUAGAUUACUUGAUCCAAUUCGAAAGAAGUUUGAAGAUCCAGCACUUCAAAAGCUAUCUGCAACCGCCUACCCACCAAUUAGUAAAAAAGGAAAAAUUGUCACCGCUGAUACCCCUAUUUCCCCUGCAAGACUAGACAUGCGAGUAGGAAAAAUAGUUGAAAUUCAAAAGCAUCCUGAUGCUGAUAGUUUAUAUGUAUCGAAAGUAGAUUUAGGUGAAUCUUCAGGUCCUAGAACUGUUGUGAGUGGGUUAGCAAAGCUAAUACCUCUAGAAGAUUUAAAAGAUAAAUCUGUUGUAGCCUUAUGCAAUUUAAAACCAGCAAAAAUGAGAGGAAUUGAAUCACAGGCCAUGAUUCUUUGUGCUUCUCGAGAAGAACCAAGAGAAGUUGAAACACUAAUUCCACCUGAGGGGAGCAAGCCAGGAGAUCGAGUGUUUGUAGAUGGCUAUGAAAACUCUCAACCAGAUGAGCAGUUAAAUCCAAAGAAGAAAGUUUGGGAAACCUUACAACCUGAUUUUCGCACUUCAAGUGACUGCACAGCUGAAUGGCAAGGGAAUCCUAUGAUCACAUCCUGUGGGACAAUCAAAUGUAGCUUAAUGAAAGGAGCACCCAUCAAAUAAUAAUAAAAGCUCCAUCCAUUUGACUCUCUAAUGUGAUAAAUUAUGUAUUUUCAACUUUAAAGAAUACUUUCUUUUCCAGUAUUGUGAAGUUAAUUCACCAAUAGUUACUCUAUUAAAGCUCCUUAAUUUAUCCUCU
Parasteatoda tepidariorum (common house spider) is the source of this 1881-nucleotide messenger RNA. It is a transcript of the gene TyrRS, whose product is annotated as Tyrosyl-tRNA synthetase. Lineage: Eukaryota; Metazoa; Arthropoda; Arachnida; Araneae; Theridiidae. The record is from RefSeq and is a predicted model, not a curated record. Gene Ontology annotation, biological process: tyrosyl-tRNA aminoacylation. Gene Ontology annotation, molecular function: ATP binding; tRNA binding; tyrosine-tRNA ligase activity.